AUGUCACGAAAUGCAGUGUCAACCCUGGGUUCGGCUCGUGAUGCAGCAUUCUCGCAAACCGCAGAGCCUGCUGCUCCAGCUGGACGCUCGGUAGGCCCCAAUGCACUGGCGGAAACGGGGCUUGACACUCCGCUAACCUGGACCACGUCUGGGACCUUCAUACCAUAUAAACACGUGGGACCUUCCAGCGCCCUGCGUCGGACUGUGCAAGAGUGGAUGGCUCGCACGCACGCAGGGAUCCGGGUAGCAAAACCUCCCAAGGACUUUGUCAUCCACUCAUGGAUACUGCGUUACGCAAACACUCUGAGAAGCUUCAAUUUUCUUGGAAAUCCUGUCGGAGAACCUGUUUACUCCUUCACCCCUUAUCACCUCCUUACCCCUGCCGAACGUAGAAAAUUACACAAUGCUCCCCAAUACCCAAGAACUUCACCCAUUCCCUCCCUCUACUCGUCAUCAAUCUCGCGCAUGCCUCUCACGUUCUCACAAAAUGCACCAUAUUGUCCAUUCAUUCGUCGCACUUCCCUCGACCCCCCUCUUCCUGAUUCCUCAGUUGUUGAGGACUGUCGUGGGGGAAAGUGUCUUAAAAUUCAGUAUAUCCACCGUGUUGAGACGUUCGUGCAGUCUCAAUUUGACCUCUUCUCGUGGUGGGAUGCGAUCCGGAGCGAUUUUCUCCUAGUCGAACAAUGUGUGCCAAUGCCUCGAACGCGAGAUGGGUUAACUCAAGCUUCUUUUGAGUGGAAGGACAAGCUAAGAUGUCGGGGGAGGAACCUUGAGGAUCUGAUCGACACUGUGGAUCAAGUAUUUACGUUCGCUUACGAAUUGGGUGGUGUUGGUCGAUGGUACUGUCAUCGUCACAUCGAGCGGCUUCUUCGUGGUCACGAUGGUAAUUAUUUUUUGGGCGUGGACGAUGAGCUGGUGGGUGCUGUGUUUGAGCUCCCUUUCCCGGACGACUGCCCAUCGCUGGGUUCAACAAUGGCAAGGCUAUCCCGUCACGGCGUUCCUGUCUUUGGGGUUCAAGUCGUUGGGAGUGGGGCCAGUCUUCAGCGAGAUUUUGUGCCAGGCGGCUGGUCGGAUUCGGAUGUUAACAGUCAUAAGAUGGCAGUUCAGUCCGCAUCGCUUCCAUCUAAGCGGUCGAGGGACAUUGUUUUCAAGCAGCUCGAGUUCAUACCCGUUCGCCCAACACCCUGGAUCAUCAAGCCAGCCCAUGGCUAUCCAGGUUCACCUGACCUCUCCACUCCAGUGGAAUUGGCCCUCGCAGACGCGCUCUAUCCUCCACACAACCCGCUCUACACAGAGGAGGAACUGUGUCGGAAAAUCAAGUCUUUUUUUGGCCAUGGCCUCUUUCCUGUUGUGCCUCCGGCCCGUCUUUCACCCCGUCUUUCACCCCGUCUUUCACCCCGUCCAUCAUCUUCGGUACUUGGCUGUAGAGUAGUGUCUACCACCUGGCAUGAUGGAGCCGGGAGCUCCAGUGAUGACGAAUUCCGUCCUCACUUUGAGCCUCCCCAUCAAGAAAAUGAUGAGGACUCGUCCGAGUAUGAUGAAAGGGUUGAAUCGGCAGCUCGAAAAUUUUCCAGUGACCGACAGAGCGUGCGUGCCGCUGGUCAGCUCUUGCAAGAUGUGCGGGAUGGCGACUCACAUGCCACUGCCAGAUGUCAAGAGAUCUGGGAACGGGGACAUGGGAAAAAGAAGAGGCAACUGUCCGCCCAUGACUACCACAUCGUCAGUAAUUGGCACAAGUACAGGCCUGAUCGGCAAUCUGCCAGAUGCCCUCGAAAGAGGCUAAGAUUGCAGAGUGAUCCUGACGCAAUGGACAUCGAUACAACUGAUCCCAUUGCUUCAAGCCAUCAUGUACUCGCUGCUGGUGUCCCCAUCACAACUCCUCCAUCCCGUUCCCCCCUUGCGUCCAGGUCAUUUCCUCUCCCCGAUCGUUCCUCUCCUGGUGCCGCGAGUAUCGAGACUUCGCGUUCCUUAGGGGCCACGAGCCAUGUUAAUCCUCCCCCAUCUUUGGCACCAACGGUCCCCCUCACAACUCCAUCCCAUUCCCUCCUUACGUCUCCUCUCCCCGAUCGUUCUUCUCUCGGUGCCGUGGGUAUCAAGACUCUAGGGGUAGGGGCCACGUCCCAUGUUAAUUCUCCCCCGUCUUCCACAGUAACGAGUGCCGAGAGACCAAAAAUCUCGUUCCAGGAGUACAAGAAGCGCCGUGAGGCACAGAAAUCCUCUCUCGCACCUACGACUCACUCCCCACCCUUGGGUCGUUCUUCGCCUGAUUCCUCUUCGUCGCUUCGCAAGACAGGAAAUGUUGCAUUGCCAGACUGCGAUGCACCUGUCGUUCCUCUACCAUUCUCGAGGCCAAACGAUGAAAGGCCGGAGGCAUCGGUGCCGCUGAGUGGAGGCAGUCCCCGACACCCCGACACCCCACCUUUGCCAAUCCUUGCAUCACCCACUCAACAACCUGCUGCAUUGCCAAUGGGCCACGGUCCUACCCCUGCUGUAGCUUCGUCGCCGUCCUUGAGCCUAAAUCGUCAGGAGGCAUCAGGCAGCGGCUUCGUUCAAUAUGUCGACACCGCGGUGAUGGAGCCGGAGUGUCUUCCUACGACUGCUCCUGGGCGUCGUGCCACGCCACUGAGUGACCGUGGUGGCGUGGCCGCCCCCUCACAAUCUGUGUCGUCGGCCGUGGUUCCUCUUGGCCACUGGUAUCGCCUCACCGUAGUUGAUGUACAGGAUGCAGAGCUGGCCUGGUUGGAAAAGUGCCACGCCCAAGGAGUUUAUGCAACGCAUCAUUCAAGGAAGGGUGGGCGGCAUGAGCCACCAUCUAUGGAGUUGCUCUUCAAGUGCGUGGAUAAUCGUGAUAAAAUGGCCGAGAAGUUGCGUUCAGAGGGGAAAUCCUGUUCCUCCAACAUCUAUGUGGGCUCGCUCAACAAUCACCACUUCACAUUAGAUUUGCCGUAUGUAGAUGUGGCGUUUACGCGUGAUCACGUUGAUAUCACGGCUCUCAUGGACAUUGCACCUCCGAAGGCCAACAAGAUCAAUCACCUUCACUCGUUCCUCCAGUACGAGAAAUAUCCUCCCCUCGUUCCCUGCUCACCACAACAGCACCCUCCCCCCAAUCAAAGCGAUCGCAUUCAUCCUAUGGAGGGCAUCAUGUUUACGGCCACUUGGCUGCAGUCUAGGGUACAUCAAGAACCUUUUGACAUUGAACUCCAUCGUUUCGAGGUUCUUGUUAGUGCCCAUUCUCUCCAGCCUCGGGGCUUGUCAAAAUUCUCGGUGCCUAUGUGGCCAACGUCGGGCCCUAUGGAUUUCGUGAUUCGCCAUGUUGCAUGUUGGGCUCGUGACGAGAUGAUGAGGAAUGGCGAAACACCAUCUAUCACCCACUCGAGUGCCGAGAUGCUUCAAUACCACCCUAAGGGCAGCAACUGGCAAAUCGUGCUUGAACCGGAUCUUGAUCAGCCUCGCUACAUGAAACAUGUUGCUGAACCAUGGACACAUCUUAUCUGA
Molecule: messenger RNA, 3495 nt
Organism: Cantharellus anzutake
Lineage: Eukaryota; Fungi; Basidiomycota; Agaricomycetes; Cantharellales; Hydnaceae
Exons: 3
Coding region: 1-3495 (1164 amino acids)
Source: RefSeq, a predicted model, not a curated record